CAGGUAUAAACAUGUUCUAAUUUACUUCCUGGUAGGUUGAUAUUUUAGAAAACUGCAACAAAAAAUGGUUCACAAUGCCAUACAAACAGAUGAUUUAGCCUAAGCAUUUUUCCUAAAAGGUCAUGGCAAGCAGUAAGUCUAUACCAUGUGGACCUUGUCAAGAAGGAAAAGUCAACACUAAAGCUGACAUCUGGUGUUACAACUGUGAUGAAGGAUUAUGUUCAACAUGUUCUGGUCAUCAUAAAAGAUCUAAGGCAACACGUGAUCAUAAAACUAUUGAUGUCAAAAGUUAUAAACCCUCCUUUGAAACUAUCAAAACAGAAUGUGACAAACAUGGCCAACAGCUCAAACUGUACUGCCCCAGUCAUUUAAUGCCUUGCUGUGAUGAAUGUAUUUCCACUAAUCAUUCAAAAUGCACAGGAAUAAAAAGUUUAGCAAGUGUUGUGGAGAAAACUAAGAUACAACAAUCUAAAGAAUCUGUAGAUAAAGAUAUCAACUCCAUCUUACAUCUCCUGGAUGGAAUGGUAAAUAAUAAAUCAACAAACAUCAAAACUGGAGAACAACAAUGUGAAGGCAUAAAGAAUUCAAUCCACAAAAUAAGGGAAAAAAUGAAUAAACAUUUAGAUCACCUUGAGAAAAAGUUAUGUCAAGAAACAGACAAGCUCUUAGAUCGUGAAAAAACAACAGUAACAGAUUUCAUUUCGGAGGUUAAAGAGGAAAAGAGAAAACUUCAAAAAAUACAACAACAUUUACAUAGAGAAAAACAUACUUCAAAACUUCAUUCAUUUCUAGGUAUACACCAGAUUGAACAACAAGUACACCAAUAUCAACAAUAUGUCGAAAAUCUGGAAAAUGAUAACAGGACAAAAGCUUUUGACUUCAAAUUGAAGCAAAAUGAUGAAAUAGAAACCAUACUAAAGAAAAUAAGAUCAUUAGAAUCCCUAGGAGAUGUAACAGUUGUUAAAACAGAAACAGACUUGAACAGAGAAACAAGUGUGAGGAGGAAAGCACAAGUAGAAUCACGAGUACAAUCCAACAUAAACAACAUGACAAUGAAUAUAGAGACAAAGGUAGAGAUCAACCUAGAGAAGGAUAUUAGUGACAUGAUUUGUCUGAUGGAUGGAAGAGUUUUAGUAGUGGAAGAGUUUGGUGAAGUUAACCUACUUACUUCUGAUGGCAAACUACAGAAACAGUUACCAAUACCUGGUGCAGCCUUCAGUGUUACACAGAUCAAUCAGAACACUAUAGCCACAACUUAUCCUAGAGAGACAGCCAUUAAGAUCUUCAAUAUGGAGAAUGAAACAGUUACCAAAGUUAUCACAUUAGACAAAACAUGCAGGGGAUUAUCAUUCUCCAAUAAUUCUCUGGCUGUAGGUUUGAGUGAUGAUGAAAUCCGUAUAAUAGACUUGGAAGGAAAUACACUGAAGUCAAUACAAGUUGAGAGUCAAACAAACCUGUGGGACCUUGUUUACUGUAAUGACAGAGUAAUCUAUAGUGACUGUAAUGGUAAUGCAGUAUACUGUUAUGGUGGAUCAGGUAAACAGAUCUGGCAGUAUACACAGGAUUUAUCCGGACCAGCAGGACUUUGUAAAGAUACUUAUGGUAACAUUAUUGUAGCAGACCUUGGCUCUGGCAGAAUAAUAGUAAUAUCAAAAGAUGGACAGAAAAGUAAAGUACUGACUGAUGAAGAGGAUCCUGUGUGUAUUUGUUUUAAACAUAAUGAGUCUGCAGGUUUUAUAUGUGAUGAAAAUGGCACAUACUUGACAAAAUUCAAUUUAUCUUCUGGAUGAAAAAUAUACAAUAAGCAUAACAAGUAGUGGAUUUUACAGAAUUAUAACAUUGAAGGAAAAAAAAAGGAAAAUUCUGUUAUUUGUAUGGGUGGCAAUGAGUACUCGAGUACUCGCUCAGAAGGCAGAGUACUCAAGUACAAUUUUAGUCCUCAGAUACUUGUUUGCCUUUUAAAAAUCAUCAGAUAUCUCUUCUUACAUUUGCCCUCACUUUAGUUCCAUUUGGAAUAUCUUUCGUAAUACUACUAAGAAUAAUACUUAUUCAAAAUGUUAAUAUGUUUUAACCUGAGAACUCUGUGUGUUAUAACUUAGUCUUAAUUAUAUCUAUAAUUGUAAAAAGUGUUUUAGCAGUACCAGUAGUCAGUUCCUUCAGAGAGAACUUGUCAUGUACAGCACUUGUUGUAACAAAACUGUGAAACAGACUUUCAUCUGAAGUUGUGGGUCGGAUUAUAUUUCCGAACAAGAACAAAAUCAAAGUGCCCUGCGGUGAACCUUACACAGAUUAACACUUUCAUUAAUCAAUAACUAACCAGCUGUAAAGGUACUUUUGUUUGUUAAUCAAGAUUUCCUUGUAAAAGUGAUUAGUAUAAGAUCUACAUUUUAUGUAACUGAUGUUUAAUUGAAACUUUAUUAUUUUUUAAUUUAUAAUUAAAUAUCGAAUAAGAAA
Messenger RNA from Mytilus trossulus (common blue mussel), 2454 nucleotides. RefSeq lists its product as uncharacterized. Bases 123 to 1790 code for a protein of 555 amino acids. The transcript is spliced from 2 exons. NCBI's taxonomy places the organism in Eukaryota, Metazoa, Mollusca, Bivalvia, Mytilida, Mytilidae. Gene Ontology annotation, biological process: protein monoubiquitination. Gene Ontology annotation, molecular function: protein binding; ubiquitin protein ligase activity; zinc ion binding. The record is from RefSeq and is a predicted model, not a curated record.